ACAUACCCGCUCUCUUACCUUCCUCGGCUCCCCACUCGCAGUGGAUAAAGCCGACGCCUUCAGGAAGCUUCAGUGGAGUGCAAACGUGACUCUUUACUCCAUGGGGCUCCUCGACAAGCUCUGGGACGACACCCUCGCCGGCCCCCGCCCCGAGUCCGGGCUCGGCCGCCUCCGGAAGUACUCCUCCUUCGCCUUCCGCCCGUCCUCCUCCUCCCCUCUCACCGCCGCCGACAAAGAUGAGGCGGCGACCGGUGGCCUGGGAAGGCCGUACGGCGACGAGGGUUCCGCGGAGGCGGCGGCGGCGCCGAGGGUAACGAGGAGCAUCAUGAUAAAGAGGCCUGCCGGGUGGGCGUCGCCGGGGGGCGGGACGCCGCCGUCAUCGCCGGCAGGCUCGACCCCGCCCGUCUCUCCCUUCUCCGGAGCGAACCGUUUUAGGAGGAAGUCGAUGUCGGACGCGCAGGCAAGGAAAGCGGACGCGGUCGCGGUGGAAUCCACGAGCUCUUCCUGUCCUCCCUUCUAACUCUAACUCAUGUUCGCCUGCUGCUGCUGCUGCUGCUGCUGCUUUAGAGAGACUGUUGCUUGGAGAGAAAUCGCUGUUCGAUGAUCAAAUAGCUCUAUGUGGGUGGUUGUACGUUACAGAAGGAGGCGAUGCUGUUUGUGUUACUCAUCGAGGUGUUGUGUGUGUAGUUUGUGUCGAGAGAGAGAGAGAGAGAGGAGGA
Musa acuminata subsp. malaccensis (wild Malaysian banana) is the source of this 719-nucleotide messenger RNA. Its product is annotated as dormancy-associated protein homolog 3-like. The record is from RefSeq and is a predicted model, not a curated record. NCBI's taxonomy places the organism in Eukaryota, Viridiplantae, Streptophyta, Magnoliopsida, Zingiberales, Musaceae.